CCCUUCUCAUGCAUGUUUACCUAUAUAUGAGGCUCAGUGAUGAUGGGAUUUCACAGGAGCUUCUUACUCACUUUGUAAAGGAUUCUUCUGCUUUCUAUUGAAAAUGGUGACUUACACAGUGACUGUGUUCACGGGUAACAUUGCUGGUGCUACUACUUUCAACAACAUCUUCAUUAAACUGGUGGGCACAGAUGGAGAAAGUGACCGCAAAUGGCUUGUUGGCUUAAAAGGAGCUGCAUCUUUCUACCAAGGGGCAGUGUCUACAUUUAAACUGUGUUGCCCUCCUUCUAUGGGAAAGCUCGUACUGAUAGAGCUAGACAAACAGAGGCUCCCUUUGUUCCCAGAGGACUCCUGGUUCGUUGACAAAGUUGAAAUCAAAUCCCCAGAAGGAGAAAUCUACAAGUUUCCCGUCUAUAGAUGGAUCACUGACCGCAGCGUUCACCGAUUCAGAGAAGGAACAGCACUGAGAGUCAUUGACGACAACCACCUUGGCAAGUACUCCAGGGAACAGGAGCUGAAAGAACGAGAGCGAGAUUAUCGCUGGGAAGUGUAUGCAGAGGGAAUUCCUCACUGCAUGAAAUCAGAAAACCCCCUAUCUCUACCUUGUGAGGUCCGAUUCUCCUUUACCAAGACUUCGGAAUUUGCAUUCACUGCCGCGGCUGGGCUGACAGAGCUGAAACUGAAGGGACUGGAUAAUUGCAAGAAGAAUUGGACUAAUAUUGAUGAUAUUAACAGAGUGUUCUGCUGCAAUCGAUCGGACAUAUCAGAUUAUGUCCAAGAACACUGGAAGGAAGACGCUUUUUUCGGCUACCAGUACCUAAAUGGAGUGGACCCCGUGUUGAUUAAACUCUGCACAGCCCUGCCAGAUAACUUCCCUGUCACUGAUGCCAUGGUCUUCCCUGAUUGUAAAACUACCUUGGCAAAGGAAAUGCAGAACGGCAACAUUUUCCUGCUCGACUACAAGAAUUUGGAUGGAGUAAAAGCAAACAUCAUCAAUGGGAAGCUGCAGUAUCUGAUGGCUCCUCUGGUCCUCCUCCACAAAACCCCUGAAAACAAACUGGUGCCUGUUGCCAUUCAGCUGAAGCAGUGUCCAGCUGAUGACAACCCAAUCUUUCUUCCUACUGAUGAUGAGUACGACUGGUUGUUGGCCAAGAUUUUUGUGAGAAGUGCAGAUUUCAAUGAGCAUCAGCUUAACGCUCAUCUCCUGCGUACUCACCUACUGGCUGAGGUUUUUUCAGUGUCACUGCUCCGCAAUGUACCCAUGGUGCAUCCUCUGUACAAACUCCUCAUCCCUAACACUCGCUACACGCUGCAAAUCAACUACUUAGCUCGACUUCUCCUUAUAUCCCCAACUGGAGUUUUCACUGAGUUUGCAUCUUCUGGUGGAGAGGGUAUGAUGACAAUCCUGAAAAGGUCAUUGUCCUCCAUGACCUACACCUCCCUCUGUAUCAAAGACAGCAUUGCUCAUCGAGGGCUGGAAAAUGUACCAAACUACUACUACAGGGAUGACGGGCUCAAGCUCUGGGAUAUCAUCGAAAGGUUUGUGAAUAAACUACUCAGUCACUACUACAAGACUGACGCUGAAGUCGUGCAAGACUGUGAACUGCAGAAGUGGAUUCAGGACAUUUAUGAACAUGGAUUCCUUUCUCAAGAAUGCACAGGAAUUCCACACAGAUUUACCACUGUGGCUGAGAUGGUCAAGUUUGUCACCAUGGUCAUUUUUACUUGUUCGUGCCAACAUUCAGCUGUGAACAAUGGACAGUAUGACUACGGUGGCUGGAUGCCCAACACUCCCAUCUCCCUGCAACUUCCUCCACCCACCACUAAGGGGACAGCCAGUGAAGAAAUGAUGCUGAAGACACUUCCAGAUGUCAACACAACUGCACAGGGCAUGGCUACUGUGUGGUUACUCAGCAAGCAGUCCUCGGACUUUGUCCCUCUCGGCCAAUACCCGGAGGAACAGUUCACCGAGGAGAUUCCUCAAAGGAUGAUCAAGGAUUUUCAGGGAGAGCUUGAAGCAUUUAGUAUAACAAUCAAAACCAGAAACAAGUGUUUGGAGAUUCCAUAUACAUACUUGGAUCCAAAGGAAGUGGAAAACAGUGUGGCCAUUUAAAGGAUGUUAUCCGCAGAGCUGUUACUCAAAUUCAGCUUCACAUCUACGAAGAGACAAAGAGAAUUAUUGAAAAGAAAGUACUACAGUGUGAUCACGUAAACUGAUGCAUACUCUUAUACACUGUCGUCCAUAACAUUGGAAUAAUUCUGUUUUCAGACAUAUUCCUCUUUUUAUUCCUAUACACAUCAGUAAUCACCUUUGACCAGGUACAAUGAUUACACACCGAGUCCCGGUUGUACUUCAUCUAUCGAGAAUAAAUUACAUUAUCACUAUCAUCUCAUGAGAAGUAGAGGGGAAAAUAUUUUAUUUAAACUUUAUGCUUCAUUUUCACCUGGCAGAAGUAUUCUGUAAUGUAUUUCUUUCAUGUACUGUAGAUGCUUUAUUUUUAGUUGCAGCCUUUAUUUUUGAAAUAAUCAAAACACUUCUCUAAAUAAACACAUUACAUAAGAAAAAAACCCUCACUGGUCUCUAUAAUGAGUACGAAUUAUUUUAGUUUCUUUCUGCAGUAAUUACUUAAUAAUUCUUUAAAAUAUAAAUUCUUUUUUCGUUCGUUCUUUGAUGAUUAAGAACAUGCGCACUGUAAAAGACCAUCACACCUAUCUAUCUAUCUAUCUAUCUAUCUAUCUAUCUAUCUAUCUAUCUAUCUAUCUAUCUAUCUAUCUAUCUAUCUAUCUAUCUAUCUAUCUAUCUGUCUGUCUGUCUGUCUGUCUGUCUGUCUGUCUGUCUGUCUGUCUAUCUAUUAUACUAACUUAUCAAUAUCUUUAACAUCCAUCCAUCCAUCCUCUAUCCAUCUAUCCAUUUAUCAUACUAACUUAUCAAUUGCUUUAAAAUCCAUCCAUCCAUCCAUCCAUCCAUCCAUCCAUCCAAUCAACCAACCAACCAGGACAGGAACAGGAACAGCGCUGGCUAUGAACCGCCAUUUUUAAAACUACAACCAGCAGGUUUUUAGUCUGAAAAGAGAAUUAUGGAUGCUAAAAACAAGCAGCAGUGGACUGAAGGUGCAGACCCAGGGCUUUCUGGCACUGCAUUCUGAUGCUUUAGUCAAAAACUGAUUGUGGUUAUUUUUCAAGGCCCUGGGAGACAGGUAGAGUGACUGCACCAAUCCAUUCACAGAGCUACUAUUUUGAAGCCAGUAAUUUGCAAUUUGUUUAUCACCAUGUCAGCUUUUUGGGGCUGGAAAUGACCAUAUUUGGACAAAAGGGACGGACGUGCAGGAGCCUGAGGGAUCAGAGGUGAAAUAAUACUAAGCACUAGCAUACUGACCUAAUGUUAAUCUAUCUGUCUGUCUGUCUGUCUGUCUAUCUAUCUAUCACUUUUAUUAGACUAAUUUAUCAAUAGGUUUAAUAUCCAUCCAUCCAUCCAUCCACCCAGGUUGCUGGAGCCUAUCCCAGUUACCUACAAGUGAAGGCGGGGAACAUCCUGGACGUGUCACCAGUUCACUGAUGGGCUAACAUAUACACUUGAACAUAGUUUCUUUAAAGUAAUAAACCUUCUUGAAGCAGCAUUUGAACUGGAUAUGUUGGCUGUUGUAUUUAUUUGAAAGUAAUACCACCCCCUCAGGGCAUAACCUUUGGCUACACAGGCUAGCUUUGACAAAUAUACCAAAAACAAAGCUGAAAAAUCAAUGUUGUACUUCUUCUUGUGACGGUGUUCUAGGGGUGUCCUUGUGUGCAAUGCCAUGGGUAGUUCCAGCAGCACAUGGUUGUUUUUCCCAGAACUAAGUGUCUAUAACUAACACUCAUCACUUCUGUACCCAGCUCUUCUCAUUAAGACAGAUGCUAAUGUCCCGUGAAGGCAAAUGCCGCUGCAUCAUCAGUAAACACACAGCUCCUGUCAGCCAGAGAGCCUCUCUGCUCCAUUGUGAAUCAAUGAAGUCUCCAAACAAGAGAAAGUUAUAGAUUACCUGAGGUUACAAGACUAAGCAAAUGGGAAUCGCAAAAUGAGAUUAAUUGCCCACAAAUGGCAGGCUGAGAUGUAUUGCUAGCUU
Molecule: messenger RNA, 4100 nt
Organism: Sphaeramia orbicularis (orbiculate cardinalfish)
Lineage: Eukaryota; Metazoa; Chordata; Actinopteri; Kurtiformes; Apogonidae
Product: hydroperoxide isomerase ALOXE3-like
Exons: 15
Coding region: 104-2113 (669 amino acids)
Biological process (GO): lipid oxidation
Molecular function (GO): iron ion binding; oxidoreductase activity, acting on single donors with incorporation of molecular oxygen, incorporation of two atoms of oxygen; protein binding
Source: RefSeq, a predicted model, not a curated record